Molecule: messenger RNA, 1089 nt
Organism: Echinococcus granulosus
Lineage: Eukaryota; Metazoa; Platyhelminthes; Cestoda; Cyclophyllidea; Taeniidae
Product: Muscleblind-like protein
Exons: 4
Coding region: 1-1089 (362 amino acids)
Source: RefSeq, a predicted model, not a curated record
AUGGGGAUGGGUCGCCGUUCUCGAAGCCCCGAUGCCUCGCUCGCUGAGGCGCCAGCCGAGAAAAUGGCCAAAACUUCGGACCCAAAAGACACAUUCUUGGACAAUGCCAAUAAUUCUGCGUCUUUGAAUGUUUUUCACGAUUCUGGAAUAGCCUCAAUGACACCGCAGGAGACAACACCGUCUAGAACGUCGUCAAACCAAGCAGUGCUUGUUAAAGACUCCCAGCCUGCAGCCGCACGAGCCAAACGACAGGAUUGGUGCCGCUGGCCCAUUUGCAAGGAAUACUAUAAAACUGGUGCCUGUUCUAAUGAGAGAAACGGGAAGAAAGAUGGAACUCCCUGUCAACUGGCUCACGUCAGGGAAGAAGACGGGGUGUCCGUGAAUGCUGAUAAUUAUGUCCGCGUUUGCUUUGACUCUAUGGGUCUUAUUCAGCCCGCAUGUCGACGAGCGAAAUGCUCCUUUUUCCAUCCACCAAAGCACAUUCGUGAUCAGAUAAUUGCAAGGCGUCACGCUCAGUAUCUGCAGGAGAAGCAGGCCAAGAUAAUACGCAAUCAGAUUUCCAAUGCUCUGAUGCAAAUACCCUCAACAUCCGCUGUGAAUCCCUAUGUCUGUCUCACCGACCCACUUUCAAAUCUCUCGCUUAACCAAUUUUUGAUGUACAACAACUGCAUAGUUCCAGACUGGACUUCGCCAAACCUUCUAGCUGCAAAUAGGACCACCUAUGUAGGCACCGAUGCUAACGCUGCUCGGUUGCCUCCAGCGGUGGGCAUCGAUCCCUCCCUGCUCAUCUAUCCGCAAAUUCUACCGUCAGCAGCCGUGAUCUCGGCAGUAAAUUGGGCCGAUUACGUAUCAAAAUUGAGCGUACAGUGUCUCCAGCAGCGCACCGAUUCAAUCACACCAUACAACUGGCUACCCGUGACACCACUGAACCCACAGCUACUUGGCACCGUGGUUCAGCCACAAGCAGCACUUACUUUUCAUCAGCUCGGAACAAUAAACUCGGUCGCGCCGCCCAUCGGAGCGCCUCAGCCAUCGAAUGCUGCUCCCUGUAUGCAGGGUGCGGCGCAGCUUCCAAAUGUGACGCGAUAG